AUGGCUGAUUUCUCUGACGAAGACCAUCAUCAGUUCGCCUUCGAGUCCUCGCCAGAGAGUGAAUCAGAUGGUGACUCUGACGUGACCCUUCCCAUGCCUGCGCCGGCAGAGGCAGCAGCAGCAGUGGCGGCAGGGCCUCUUUCUGUGAACCCCGGGGUUGAUGUGGGCUUGCCAGAUUUGCUCAUUGAAGAACCGUUUUUCUGCCCGACGGAGUGGAAGAAGCUCAUGCGACAGGACUGGAAGAACACCUUGGCAGUGAAUAUUCUUGGGACUGUCACCGUGCAGUGUCAAAAUGAAGCUGCAAUUGAACUGCCAUCCCUGACUUCCUUCUGCAGCUCAGUGGAGCCUUUGUCAAAGAGUUCAUUUUUUCAGAAGAACCGCUGGGAACAGCUCUACAAGUUUACGGAUGUGCAGCCAGUUCUGCAACUGUCUUCUUCAGCAUUCAACGAAACCUUGACCAUGCCAGAUGAUUCUGACGAAGAGUCUGCCCCAGCACCCUUUGAUGCAUUGUUGGUUGAACAGGCUCACUUUGUUUGCUCUGCAGCUAUUCACAAUGCAGGACUUCUACCAAAUGAGACCAACAACCGACUCGCCAGCUGGCUGUUGCAACACGGUAUUGCAAACAAGUUGGAUGAUGGCAGAAUGGUUUUGUCCCGUGAUGCAAUCAGCUAUGGAGUACGUGCUUCUUCAGCAGUACUGGAGAGAAGCCUUAGAUCUGCUGAGCUCAAAUCCAGUCUCGAGACUCAAUCUGAUCUCAGUCAAAGUGGCUGGAUUUUUGUGGAUUCUCUUCAAGAGGCUUCUGUGCGACAUCGGAAGUGCCUGCGGGAAAACCCAAAGUUUUACUUUACCUUAAUCACAAACUUUGCCGACAUGCUUGAGGAGCGUGAGCAAAGUGGAUACUUCCACCACAAACAGAGUGCCGAGUACUACAAAACUAUCGAGCUGGCCUUAGUUGUCCAUCCAGACAUGCUUGUCACAGUUCCGACCUACAAACCUGCUCGGUACUAUACACAGCUUCAAAAUUUUCUUCAAGACGAGCCAGGCGUGGAAGAUCCUCGUGAGUUCUUUGAAGGUGCAAAGCAAACGGCGAAAAGGAGGCGUCGCGCUACAUCAAAUCAAGUUCGAACUACACAGCGUUUGAGUGCUGCUGCAGCUGAGCCAUCUCAGCUUGUGGACUUACUGUCAGACUCAUCUGAGCUCUCUGACAAAGGAGCUCCUGAUUUUUCUUCAGAUGCUGCCUUCCACAACCGCAUGGAAACUGAUGCUGAGGAACAGGUGCAGUUCAUUCAAGCUCUCCAAGAACGCUACGAUUGGAAGGAUGAGGACUAUGAGGCUGAAUGGGAGGCCGCUAAGUCAAACCCGAAUGCUGUUUGGGCGAAUGACAGCUACAAUGAACCUGUGUGCUCGUUGUUGACCAUCACUGCUGCAAGUUCUUCCCGUGAACUUAGCCACAGCAAAAUCGUCGGCAAGAGCCGCAGUGUUGAAGAAGAAGAUUUGGCGGACGCUUUCAAUAGUGUGAAUCACUUCCAGCAGAUGCCAGCCUUGCCAGGGCUGAAUGCACCUCUUGCUAUUUGUGCCCCCAAAGGGAAAGCCAAAGCCAAACCCCGAGCCAAGAAGGGUAAGGGCAAGGGUAAAGGUCAGAUGGGGGAAGAGAAUGAACAUCCAGAGGAUGACGGCAAACGCAAGCGAGUUCGUGAUGAAGAGCUCUUCCAGCUUGAUUUGAAGCGUCAGCAAAUUUGUUUGCAACGCAGUACAGCAACUUGGUAG
Durusdinium trenchii is the source of this 1767-nucleotide messenger RNA. Lineage: Eukaryota; Dinophyceae; Suessiales; Symbiodiniaceae. The record is from the annotation of a GenBank genome assembly.